Lathyrus sativus (Indian pea) is the source of this 1722-nucleotide messenger RNA. The record is from the annotation of a GenBank genome assembly. Lineage: Eukaryota; Viridiplantae; Streptophyta; Magnoliopsida; Fabales; Fabaceae.
AUGGCCACGGCUGUUCCCGCCCAAACCAUCGACGUCGAUGAACCUCUCAUAUGCUUGAUUCUCCUCAAAACUGACUCUGCUUUGCAGAGAAACACCGAUCCUAACGUAUGGGCCAUUGAAAUCAACUCCAUGCUUCACUCUUCCGCCGUCACUCUCCCCUCCGUUGAGCUUGCUCGCCGUCUAGUUUAUCAUUUCUUUUGGAACAAUCACGGUCCUACUGCUUGGAAGAUUCUAGACGCUGCUGCCUCCCGCAAUAUCGUUCCUCCUUUACUCCUCCUUGCUCUUCUGUCCACUAGGAUUGUUCAUUGUAGGAGACUUCAACCGAAAGCUUACCGACUUUACUUGGAACUCGUUAAACUACAUGCGUUCACGCUUGGUGCUCAUUUCUAUUCUGCCAACAAAGAAAAGAUUAUGGAAUCAAUUGAUGAUGUUCUUAAGCUUUCUCAAGUAUACGGCAAAAAGGUGUCUGAACCAGGAGUUGUUCUUGUUGAGUUUGUCUUCUCAAUUUUAUGGCAGUUACUUGAAGCAUCUUUAGAUGAUGAAAGGUUAUUAGAUCAUAUUCCAGAGAUUAAGCCAAGAUGGCUAAGCAAAUCAGAUGAUAUGGAUAUUGAUGAGCCUGUCAGCAACAAUAAAAUGGAUACCCAGCGGAUGGAGAGGUUGCAGAGGGGAAAUACAAUGUUGGCUAUUGAGAUCAUUGUAGAAUUUUUGCAGAAUAAAAUGACAUCAAGGCUUCUUUCCUUAGUUCAUCGAAACAUGCCAUUACACUGGGGAUAUUUCAAUUACCAAAUGCAGCUGCUUGCAUCAAACUCUUCAAUUUUGAGGAAUUCGAAACAUAAUGCAGACACCCUUUUAUCUUUUGUGGAAAAUAUCCGCAGCAAUACAAAAUUUAAGCUGGAGUCUAUUGUAGGCAUACCCUCUGGUUCUCACAUAUCUUUUGCUGGUCAAUCUUAUGGUAGUAAUUGGUUUUCAUUCUGGCUUUCUAUUGAUCUUAUACUUGAAGAUGCUUUGGAUGGAGGGCAAGUAGCAGCUUUUAGUGCUAUUGAAAUUAUCACUGGUUUGGUAAAGAUUUUACACAGUGUUAAUGACUCUAUGUGGCAGAAUACAUUUUUGGGUUUAUGGUCUGCAACGCUGCGGUUGGUUCAAAGGGAAAGAGAUUCAAAACCAGGCCCUAUACCUCGUCUUGAUACUUGCAUGUGUUUGUUAUUGAGCAUUACAACACAUGUGGUCGCAAAUAUUAUUGAAGAAGAAGAAAGUGAAUUGAUUGAAGAAGCUGAACGUGUCCCUACAAAUCAAGGAAAAUUUGAAGAGAUUCGGGGGAAGCGUCGCGGGGAAUUGAUUGCUAGUUUACAGUUAUUGGGUAAUUCUCAGUAUUUGCUUACUCCACCUCAUACUGUUCUCAUGGAAGCCAAUCAAGCUGCUGUAAAGGCUACUAAGUUUGUAUCACAAAACCCUGUGGGUAGUGGGCACUUAGAAUCAUUGACCAUGGAUGAAUUGCCUACGAACUGUUCUGGCAACUUACUACAUCUAAUUGUUGAGGCCUGUAUUGCAAGAAAUAUACUGGACACAUCGGCAUAUUAUUGGCCUGGCUAUGUGAAUCCCCGCAGCAAUCAAAUUCCUUCUAGCAUUUCUAACCAUGUGGAUGGCUGGUCUUCAUUGAUGAAGGGAUCAAAGUUAACUCCUGGAUUAGUUGAUGUCUUAACAGAAACUCCUGCUUCCAGGUAG